AUGUUUCGCAAUGUUCCUAUCGCAAGGAAGAUACUUGAAGCUUAUAGAAAACUUCCAUUUUCAGGUCUUCUUCCUCUAACUCCUGAGAUGCAACCCAUAAUCGAUGAAGCUGACAAAUCAAAGAAAGCACAAGCUAGCUCAUUUGCAGCUCCUACUCCAAUAAAGAAGCGAAAGAUAAAGAAGACAUCUCGCAGGCCUAGAUCUCCAACUGCAAGUGACAAUGAAGGUUCUCAGUCGAACUCGGACGUUCGCAUUGGAGGGGAUGAGCAAAUCCAAAACGAAGACACUGCUAGAACUUCACAACCUGAGGUUUCGCAGUCGAUUUCUUUGAAUCUUGAGGUAACUGUUGAGAUUCCUGUGUUGGUUCCUUUUUCUACUAAUUUCAUUGAGAAUGUCUCUAUUCUCUCUCUUACUACCAUUGUCUCCAUGCCCACAUGUCACUUUGGGAAUUUCGCAAACCCCACCCAUUUUCACCGAUUCCACCACGACACCAGCAACAUCUGUUGA
Molecule: messenger RNA, 507 nt
Organism: Lactuca saligna
Lineage: Eukaryota; Viridiplantae; Streptophyta; Magnoliopsida; Asterales; Asteraceae
Source: the annotation of a GenBank genome assembly